Orussus abietinus is the source of this 1037-nucleotide messenger RNA. RefSeq names its product histone H2B. Lineage: Eukaryota; Metazoa; Arthropoda; Insecta; Hymenoptera; Orussidae. The record is from RefSeq and is a predicted model, not a curated record. The transcript has a single exon. Gene Ontology annotation, cellular component: nucleosome. Gene Ontology annotation, molecular function: structural constituent of chromatin; protein heterodimerization activity; DNA binding. The coding region runs from base 55 to 426 and encodes 123 amino acids.
GAGUCGUCGUGUGUACAACUCUAACUGCAUCGUUGAAACUUUCCAUUUUGCAUCAUGCCACCUAAAGCGAGUGGAAAAGCUGUGAAGAAGGCUGGAAAAGCCCAAAAGAAUAUCAGCAAGACUGAUAAGAAGAAAAAAAGGAAGAGGAAGGAGAGUUACGCCAUCUACAUCUACAAGGUCUUGAAACAGGUUCAUCCUGAUACAGGAGUUUCAAGCAAGGCCAUGAGUAUCAUGAACAGCUUUGUGAACGAUAUUUUUGAGCGCAUUGCCGCAGAGGCGUCACGUCUCGCCCAUUACAACAAGCGUUCGACAAUUACUUCUCGUGAGAUCCAGACAGCCGUUCGACUUUUGCUUCCUGGUGAGCUUGCCAAGCACGCCGUGAGUGAAGGGACCAAAGCUGUCACCAAAUAUACGAGCUCAAAGUAAUUCACUAUUCCUGCCUAUCGGCCCUUUUUAGGGCCCCAAAACAGUCAACUAUGUUUGGAAUUCUCAAAGCAAUGUUUAGAAAUGUUACUUUUGAUAAUUGAAUAUCGACUUUUCAGAAACUUUAAUAAAUAACUUAAUGAUAUCAGGAUCCUUAACCCUUUGCGGUCGUGUGUCUACUCUCAGCCACCAAAAUUCUCUUGAUCUUGGGAAAAUCGACCGCAAAGGGUUAAUCCUUAAUGAAAAUUUGUACAUAGUAUUCCUGAACAUCUUUAUAGUAACAGCGGAUAUUAAGAAAGUUUGCAUAUUACAGAAUUAUUCGUGAUACACGAUAAAUGUCAAUUCCAUAAUACAGGUAGGAACCGUCCCUAUAUACUUUAUCGGGUCAUUUAAAAAAAAAUGUAAAUUCAUGUACGUUUCACAAUUGCUACAAUUUAAUUUUUAUAUAAAUAUAGCACAAUUACUAGUACAAGUCUAUAUAAAUGUUGAAGACUGCAAACAUUAUUGACGAAUUUGCUGUUACGUUUGUAUUGAAACAUGAGUUUAUGUUUCAUUAUAGUUUGUACAUGCGAAAAAGUAGUUACGUAACUGCAUUACAAAUAAAGUACAAUGAA